This is a messenger RNA of Owenia fusiformis, 1883 nucleotides long. NCBI's taxonomy places the organism in Eukaryota, Metazoa, Annelida, Polychaeta, Sabellida, Oweniidae. The record is from the annotation of a GenBank genome assembly.
UUUACAUCCGGGCAUUUUAUGAGGUUUCCAAAAACACGUAGAUAUAUUCACACAUUUUAUUCAAUUUUCUGCGUUUGUUAUCAGUAGUUUGCGUUAUUAUUUGUCUGGGGACAAAAUGUAUACAUUACUGUCAGGGAUGUGGAAGUACAUGUUCAAGAAGGAUGAAUACUUUGUACUGAUAUUGGGACUUGACAAUGCUGGCAAAACAACAUAUCUGGAACAAACUAAGACAAAGUUCACAAAAAACUACAAAGCUAUGAAUCCUGCUAAAAUUACAACAACAGUUGGUUUAAAUAUUGGAAAGAUUGACAUAGGUCCAGUGAGACUGAAUUUCUGGGAUCUUGGAGGCCAAGAGGAGUUGCAAUCUCUUUGGGACAAGUACUAUGCUGAGUCCCAUGGCGUCAUAUACAUAAUUGACUCUUCUGACAGGGAGAGAGUAGAUGAAUCUAAAGAAGCAUUUGAAAAGAUGAUACAAAGUGAAGUUUUGCUUGGUGUUCCACUUCUAGUCCUAGCCAACAAACAAGAUCUAAAGAAUUGUAUGUCUACCAGUGAAGUGAAGCAGGCAUUCCAUGAUAGUGCUCAAAAGAUUGGCAAAAGAGACUGUAAGGUGCUGGGGGUAUCUGCCUUGAAUGGUGAUGGUGUCCACGAAGGGAUAGAAUGGCUGAAACAAUGUGUUGAGAGGAACAAUAUUUGUAGACCCCCAACAGUGAAGGAAAUCACGUGACCACUUCAAUAAUAGGGAUACUGCGAGGGAAUUUAGAGGGUAUUUAUUGGGGAAAUCGACCAGGUUCUGAGAAUGUGUAAAUACUUACUACAGUUGUGAUACAUAAUAGUCGAGCUGCUCUUGGUUGCCAACUCAGCAUGUAGCUGAAGUUAAAAUCUUGGUGAUCGUAAGGAUACACUACAGCUUAUAUGACACUAGAACAUGGAUAUUCGAUACAAUUUGAAGGAUGAGUAUGCAAUUUCCCCAGGUGCAAUUGUUUGAUUAGUACAGAAAUAACUGUAAUGAUGUGAUAAUAUAACUAAAAGUGACUUUUGCUAAAGAAAGGUGAGGUUGAAAUGACAUUUCAAUAGAGUGUAUGUCAUAGUAGAUCCAUUGUAAAGAAAUAAUUGCCUUUCCUGUUAGAGUUGGUAGGAAAGCUAUUACCACAUGCUGUUGUAUUAGGGUAUGGACUUUCAAGAAAGAUUGGUAUCUGCAAUAAGAAGUACAAUCAAGGUAAUUUCAAACAGAAAAAUUACAUGCAAAAUUCUAAUUUUGAAAAUUUUCUUUUUAUAUGUAUUUUUUAAGAACUAUGAUUUUUUCAAGCGAGUCAGUGUUUCUUAUUUCAGAAUAAUGCAAUUUUAACUUAAAGAGAAAUUAAAUAUAUUCUUUUCUGGCUUUAUUUUAGGCUUGUAUUACAGUUCCACUUAUAAUAUGGAACAGAAUCUCCCAAAUAACUCAUAAAGAGUAUUUGUUGAUGGUUGUUAAGAGUGCACAUUUUAUGAUGCAUCAGAUGAGAUGAGAUAUUCAGAUGGGCAAAACUGUUAAAAAACUAAUUAAAGUGUUCCCAUUUCUCAUCAAAGAGACAUCCUGGCUUUACUGUAUCCGUAAAUUCUGACUUUUUAAGCUUAUCUUAUGUGUGCAUUCACAUUGAUUCAAAUAAUAUUUUUAGUUCUGUCAUCAAUAUGUAUUUUUGUAACGAAAUAAAGCUUUGGAUGAAUAUUAUGUGAAACUUUUUUUCUUUAUAUGAUGUCUAACUUGUCCCACUUAAAGAACAACACUUCCUUCAAUAAACCCCCAAAUUCUAGGAGUGAGGAUUGAUGUUGACAUUUACAAACUUCAUUGUUUGAAACAAACAAAAAAUUUCCUAUUUCCCUAUUCACUGGGGAUGAACUGGAAACGA